This is a messenger RNA of Xiphophorus couchianus (Monterrey platyfish), 3286 nucleotides long. Its product is annotated as P2Y purinoceptor 13-like. Gene Ontology annotation, biological process: G protein-coupled receptor signaling pathway; negative regulation of adenylate cyclase activity. The record is from RefSeq and is a predicted model, not a curated record. The coding region runs from base 310 to 1371 and encodes 353 amino acids. Gene Ontology annotation, cellular component: membrane. The transcript is spliced from 4 exons. NCBI's taxonomy places the organism in Eukaryota, Metazoa, Chordata, Actinopteri, Cyprinodontiformes, Poeciliidae. Gene Ontology annotation, molecular function: G protein-coupled purinergic nucleotide receptor activity.
AGUUAAAAGCAGAAAAGCAGCAGGAGGGACAAGGCUCAGAGUAACAGGGAGGCUCAGUCCUAAUAUCAGAAGCCGUUUUUUGUUUUUGUUUUUUCUUACUGGUAAAAUACCAAUACUGAUAAAAAGAAAUAGCUUUUUUAUUUUUGUUUCAGCCUUUUUUUUCCCCAUCUUUCCGAGUUGCAGUAAGAGAGAAAAAGGAAUUAGAAUUUUUCACUUCUCUGUUGUUUUGUGAAAUUGUGUACUUUUCACCGCUCUCGUUAUUCUUCCAAUGCCCUCUGUCACAGCAGCAGGUUCACUUAGGAUCAGAAGAUGAACGCCACGGUGAACGCCUCCAAGGAGUGUGAUAGAGACACCAGUGUGACAUCUGUGAUAUUCCCAGUUCUAUACAGCAUUCUUUGUAUCGUAGCCCUUGUGCUGAACUCUUUAGCUGCAUGGAUCUUCUUCAGAAUUCCCAGCAGCACAACUUUCCUGGUCUUUUUAAAGAACGUGGUGGUGGCCGACUUGUUGAUGACUCUUACCAUCCCUAUCAAAAUCUUGAGUGAUGCAGGAGUGGGCUUCUGGCAGCUGCGGGCCUUCCAUUGCAGAUUCUCUGCUGUUCUUUUCUACAUCACCAUGUACAUCAGCAUCUUAUUGCUGGGCCUCAUCAGCUUGGACCGCUACCUGAAGAUUGUAAAGCCCUUCGGAAAGUGUGCCCUGCAGAAGGUUCGGGUCGGCCAGAGGCUGAGUGCAGCAAUAUGGGUUGUAAUGCUGUCUCUGGCCCUGCCCAAUGUCAUUCUCAGCAACCAGCCCCCUAAACCCUCGGGGGGCAAACUGAAAUGCUCCUCCAUGAAGGGCGAAGCUGGCAAACUAUGGCAUGAGGGAUUUAACUACUUCUGCCAGGUCAUCUUUUGGGGCACGUUUGCCUUGAUGGUGUUUUGCUACACGUUCAUCAGCAAGAAGGUCUAUGAAUCGUACAAAACCUCAAAGAGCAAAUCUCAUGCUGCAAAUAGAAGAACCAAAGCCAAAGUCUUUGUGGUGGUGGGGGUAUUUUUCGUCUGCUUUGCCCCUUUCCAUUUUGUACGAGUGCCGUAUACACUGACUCAAACCCGAGACGGCGGCGACUGCCGAGCAAAGAAAGCGAUCUACAUUGCCAAGGAAACCACACUGUGGCUGUCUGCAACUAAUGUCUGCCUUGACCCGCUUAUUUACGUCUUCCUGUGCAGAGUGUUCAGGAAGAGACUCAUGACCACAUUCUGCAAAGACACCCAGGAGUCUUCCAAAUCCUCACUAACGCACAUGGAGAUGUCACCAAUGGACCACACUACCAGACUGUCGCACAAUGACACAUCCCUCAUCAAUCAAUGCACAUCAGCCUCAAGUUUCAACUGCUGAUGUCUUUCAUACCUGGACGACUGUCUAGUGUUGUCGUAUGUGGCAGUUUGUUUUUAUUAGAAAUCCUGCACAAACUCUUAAAAUAAGCAGACUGUGAAUGGACUCGGACAAUUCGCAUGUGCCAGUAAUUUCAGCGUCUGUUAUUUCAGCGAAUAUCAUGCAAAAAUGUUUUUUGCUUACUCAUUCGCACAUUUCCUUAACAAAGCUUACUGUCAAUUUCUGCAUCCUGUGGUUUAAUCUUGCUCAAACUGCACUUUAGCUUAGUUAUAAGUGACCCAGUUCUGCAUGUUUGCAGUGCUGUCUUAGUUUCAUGUGCCUUUUGUGUGGUUGUAAUGUAUACUGUAAAUUUGAUCACAAAUAAUAACAACAUUAUGGAGAGAUUGGUACCUUUUUUUUAGGAUUGUUGUUCCAUUCUACCACAGAAAUGUUCCAAAUGCAGAAAAUUGUAGAUUCUAAGUCGUAUUCUGAAGUACUUUUCAACCACCAUACAUAAUUUCUGCUAUUACAAAUAAAAUCUAUUUUACUUUUUACUGCUAUGUUUCACAGUAAAAGGUUGUAAUAAUUAAAGACAACUCAUAGCAGUUGUAUUUACAAAUUACCACAAGUGCUCUGAAAAGAUUACCACAAAAACUCUUUUGUUGGCAAAUUGAUCUUGACUGAUGUAUCUUUUAAAAAACUGUUUUCUUCUUUUCUUAUCACAUGAAAAUAUGUAACAUUUGUAAAUAAAUAGCGAAAGUCAAGUAUUUCACUGACGAAAUGCUGUAAUUAGACUAAAUGCAAGUAGGUGUCAACAAAAUGUUGUACAGUAACAAUCGCACAAAUGUACUUUAAGCUUUUGUACGAGUGUGGAAUGUAAGAAAGACUGAUAAUGUUCCUUAUUUUGAUUUUCCUUUUCAUAAAUAGCGCCCUAUGUUUUCUGACAAUUUAUUACACAAUGUAUUAUCCUGUUGUCAUUAUAAGUAAAUAUCAUUUUACUUCGGAGAUAAAAUCCUACUUAUAAUAAAUUCACCCCAAAUUUUGGAAAGCUAGUUUAUGCACGGAGAACUGAUAUCGACAUGGUUCUAGAAGUCAUUGUUUUACUUGUCCACUCUAACCUGAACUGUUCUUCUGUAAAGUUUUUUUUCUGGUCGUAAUGCACAUGUGUAUUUAAUGUUUGCAUCUAAUUUUCUUUAUGUCAAUGGAUAAUUAUUUUUCAUAACUUUUUAUUAACAUUGUACAGUGGCAAAAAAGCUAAAACAAAUAAGAAUGAAAAAAAAAACAUCUUUGUUUUUAACACAAUAUCACAUUACAAACUGGGAGCUUAAAUGUUGAGACAGGGGUGGGAAAUGUCAAAAAAGAGCCAGAUGAACUAAUCAGAGAUGUGAAACAGCUGCGUCCAAAUGAAAGCAGUAAAACGGAGGAAUAGAUUAACACAAAGGGAGAUGAAAUAAGGCUCAAAGAAUCCAAAAACCAAAAAAAAGAAAAAAACAAAUACAAUAGAAUAACCCAAUAUGCAGAAAUGAAAUUAACCCCAAAAAACAGGAAUUAAUAAUGAAAUAAUAAACACAAAAAAGAAAUUAAUUUAUGUAGCAAAACCCUACUGGUAAUAAUGAACAAGUGGAGUUGACAAGAUCUUUUCUAACCAUUACAAAAACCCAAACACUUGUGGAUUCUGACAAUCUUGAGAAAAGAGUUCAUUGGGAAGGAACUGGCCAUGAUUGGAGAACUUGUUUGAUGCAUGAAAUAUCCAGCUAACUCCACCAGUGGUUGACCUGACAGAGUUAAUGCCAUUGAAACAAUGGCUGCAUUUUGACGACAAGCGAGAAGAAGGGUAAUGUGGACAAAUUCAAUUCGUCACAUUUUUGUGUGCUAUUCUGCAGCUCAACCAGAAAUAAAAUGCCUAAAAAGUACACAAAAUAAAUGAGGUAUAAUACUC